GAUUCGCCAUUUUAGUUUUACUGCGUCAAGCCCAAUUUUUCCGCAAGUCUUACACGUCGAGCAACCCGAAAAAAGUUCAAAAUUGUUUUGCAUUCCGUGAACUAAAAUAGUUCCUUUGAUUUCCCCGGAAUAAUUGUAGAUAAAAGUGUUUUGUGAAAAUGGAAUGGACUGUGAUUUGUCGGAUUUGCCUUCAGGAUGGCAUAAUGACAUCCAUCUACGAGGAUUACAGUGAGAGUGGGCUGAAAAUUUACGAAGUUAUCAUGAAAUGUUGUCCUAUUGAGAUUGCUGAGGAACAGGAUAUGCCAGAGCAGAUUUGUGAAAAGUGCUUGAAUGACUUGACUGUGGCUUAUCGUUUCCGGACGAAUGGUGAAAGUUCUCAUGCAAUUUUGCUUUCGCUGAUGAGCAAGACCCAGAAUGAGUAUUCCAUGGAGGAGAUUGUCAAGGAGGAACCUCAGGAGGAUAUAGAUGACAUAAUUUUAGUUGAGGAAGAAGAUGUUCUGGGGAGAUCGGAGGAGAAUGUUGCCGAGUUGGAGCUUGAUGAUUUGCUAGUGGAGCAGCUUCCGGAGGAUGCUCACAUCUUUGAGGCUGCCAAAAAGGCAGCCUGGGGCGACGAUGCUGAUGCACAGCAUGAAGAAAUUGACAAUUUAGAGAAGGGAAUUCUUGUUCAGGGCUACAAGCCCGUUCGUCAGGUGUCUUCCGUGAAGAAGCGCAUGCAGGAAGAAGCUAAGGAACAACUCCAGGCUGGCGAUGAGAAGCAUCGAAUUGAGAAAAUCUACAAGAAAGUGACUCCGGAUGGGGCAAAGGCGGUCAUAGCCAUCCGGCCGCCUCCUAAACUGAAAGCCCGGAAGACUUGUGAGAUUUGUGGCAAUACCUACAAGUAUCAGCACGCCCUGGACGGUCACAUGCGACGCCAUCGAAAUGAGAAACCCUUCGCAUGCCAAGUCUGUGGCCGUGCCUUUGUCAUUGCCUUCGAACUGCGACGCCACAUGAGAAUCCACACCGGAGACAAACCCUACGCCUGCCGAUGGUGCGACCGGCGAUUCAGUGAUUUCGGAUCCCGGAUAAAGCACGAAAGAACCCACACCGGAGAACGUCCCUACGUCUGCACGUACUGCGGCAAAGCCUUUGCCUAUUCCCACGUCCUUUCCUCCCACAUCAUGAUCCACACCGGCGAAAAACGCUACCAAUGCGAAGUCUGCGAGAAGAAAUUCACCAAAGGUCACCACCUAAAAGCCCACAUGAACAUCCAUUUGCGCGCCAAAGGCGAACCCGUGCCCAAGAAACCCCGCAAAGUGAUCCAGCAGAAGUCUCCGGUAAAGUUCGAAGAAGCAACCGUUCAGCAAUUCGUGGUGUACAUGAAGAAUCCCGAAGAGGAGCAAACUGAAGUGGAACAAUCCGCUGAAAGUGAAGAAGCACAGCAAAUCCUCAUUAUCCAAGAAAAUUGAGAGAAUUUUAUUUAUUUCUUCUGCAAUUUGGACAAAUUCUCACGGACACUGCGGAGAUUCGGAUCCACCUUGAGGGCCUUCCUGUACCAUUCAGCAGCCUUCACCGGUUUCUGCCAGCGAUGAUACAGAACUCCUGCACAGCAGAGAAAGUCCGAUGUUCAGUUUAGAAAAAGGUAAAGCAAAAAGUUCAAUGAUUUAUCAAUUCAUUCACUAAAUGAAACUUUCAAUAAAAUGCUAAUGCCACGCAA
Phlebotomus papatasi is the source of this 1693-nucleotide messenger RNA. RefSeq names its product transcription factor Ouib-like. Gene Ontology annotation, biological process: regulation of transcription by RNA polymerase II. The transcript is spliced from 2 exons. Bases 159 to 1445 code for a protein of 428 amino acids. Lineage: Eukaryota; Metazoa; Arthropoda; Insecta; Diptera; Psychodidae. Gene Ontology annotation, cellular component: nucleus. The record is from RefSeq and is a predicted model, not a curated record. Gene Ontology annotation, molecular function: zinc ion binding; DNA-binding transcription factor activity; RNA polymerase II cis-regulatory region sequence-specific DNA binding.